CAACAGACCAUGGAGAAGAAGAAAGGAUCUUUAUCUUGGGACAAACUCCAAGGUCAGCUUCACCCAUGGCUCUAUGAUGCAGUAAUUUCACUAGGUUUCCAAUCUAUGACUCCAGUUCAAGCCUCAACUAUCCCAUUGUUAUCGGGAUCAAAGGAUGUCGUGGUUGAGUCUGUCACAGGCUCAGGAAAGACUUUAGCGUUCACCGUGCCAGUCCUUCAGAAAAUCUCAAAGUUGCUUUAUGACGAGCAGAUCAUAUUGAAGAAGGGUCAUUUUUUCGCUGUGGUAUUGUCCCCCACUAGAGAGUUGGCAAGUCAAAUACAAGCUGUUUUUGACUCCCUCAUCGCAUAUUUGCCUGAAGAUAAGCCUGCCAUCAAGACUCAGUUACUUAUUGGUUCAAUCGGAACUGUGAGAGAAGAUUUGCAGAAAUUUGUCAAGACGAGUCCUCAGAUCUUAAUUGCCACUCCAGGGAGGUUUUUGGACUUUAUCUCGUCUACUAAUGUGAGAACCAACUCUACUGAAAUUGUUAUCUUGGACGAGGCUGAUAAGCUAUUGGACAUUUCCUUUGGCAAAGAUGUUGUCAGUGUGUUGCAAAGGCUCCCGAAACAGAGAAGAACCGGGCUUUUCUCUGCCACCUUGUCGGCUGCUGGUGAUAGUAUUUUCAAAGCAGGGAUGACAAAUCCUGUGAAAGUCACAGUCAAAGGGUCUACCUCAUCAUUGAACAGUUCCGCUCCCAAGUCCUUGAAUUUGAGCUAUAUGCUUAUUAACCCUGAGAAAAAGAUAACAACUAUGUUAAAGCUUCUUCAUGAUUAUAAAUUCAAAAAGUGCAUCGUUUACUUUCCAACUUGCACAUCGGUUAAAUACUUUUAUUUGACGUUCAAAUCCCUACUUCCCCCAGAUUUCACCGCAAAAUUCCACUCCUUACAUGGUCAGUUGACUAGUAAGUCAAGGUUGAAGACACUUGGGAACUUUGUUGAUGCCGACACGUCUGAGUUCAAACACGUUCUUAUGACCACCGAUGUCGCGGCAAGAGGAAUCGAUAUUCCUGAUGUGGAUCUUGUCAUCCAAAUAGAGCCUCCCAUGGAUCCUGAUGUAUUCUUACACAGAUGUGGACGAACUGGUCGAGCCAAUAAGGUUGGGCGUGCAAUCACCUUUCUUAAUAAUGAAAAUAGUCAUGAGGUUGAGUUUGUGGACUACAUGGAGGUUAAAGGUAUUACUCUCAAUGAGUUACCAGCAAUUUAUGAUAACAAUCAUGCUCAGUUUGCUUCUAAAAUGAGAGGCUUUCUCUUAAAGGACAGAGGAGUCCACGAGUUGGCCAUCAAAUCAUAUGUUGGCUUUAUCAAAUAUUACAGUAAGCAUGUCGCAUCUUCUAUCUUUCGAUUAUCGCUUCUUGAUUAUAUUGGAAUAGCCAAGGCAUACGGACUUCUUCGUCUCCCCAAGAUGCCUGAAACCAGGUAUAUCCCAAUUGAACAAAUGCCCGAAGAUGGAUGGCUUGGGGAGAAGAUUGAUAUGAACAAGUAUGCCUAUGCUGAUAGCCAAAAGGAAAAAGUUCGACUUGCAACCAUGGAGGCCGAUAACCUCAAACGUAUUGAAGACUCUAAAAGAAGGAAAGAAUUGAAAGUCAAAAAUGAAGCGUGGUCAAAGAAAGUGGAUCUGAAGGAGACAAAGCAAGAUAGACGAGAGAAGAGUAAAAAGAAGAGAGAAGCAAUAGAAAAACAACUUAUGGAGGAAUCUUCCAGCGACAACGAAGAAGCUGAAAUCGAUUGGAAGGAGGUUGUGAGAGAAAACAAGAGGCACAAGAGUAACGUUCAAGUACAAGGGUCUUUUGAUGACUUGUAGUAUUAUAGCAUAAUGAAUAUUCAACUAAUCUUGUACCGGUUACUAAUUGAUCGUAUGCCGUCAAACACUAACAUAUUAUCUAAGGGAAUAUAUUGAGACGUGCACAACUUAAGCACCUCUUGUGAAGCAAUGCCUCCUAUAAGACUUGCCGUGUUAAUGUAGUUGGUAGUAUUAUGACAGAGGAUCUCUUUGAAUGUGUUCAUGAUGGACGUGGAAAUUUCACUAUGGUCAACUUUAAAUUUCUUAGUGAAUAGCUGGGUGAACACUUCUAAGUCAUGGGGACAGGGUACCCGAUGGACUUCAUUGAUGAAUUCGUUGAAUGUGAGAAGUCCAUAGUAUAUGGCGAGUGUAUUGGCAUUGGAGUUGGAGUCUUCAAAACCAUUUGAACUCUCCUUCACUAGACUCUCAAUGAGCUCUGGGCUCGAAAGGUUACCUGAUCCUUCUGCUACAUGGAGGGUUUGAAUGUUCUUACAGAAUACACUCACCAGAUCCAAUUCCAGCAGUGUGAGAUCUCUUUUAAGAAGAAUUUUGGUAGCUUCAACCAACUCUCGUUUGUCUUUAUCUGCCUUUUCUCUGUACAACCUCUGCAAUCUCACAUAGUUCUUUGUGUCCGAAGCCAUAUCAGGAAGAGACCCCGACAAUGGGAUCUGCUGAGAAACAUCAACAAACUGCUUGAGGGCUUUGAUAAGAACCCAGAAUAAUGGAGUGUCAUUUCCCACGGUUUCUCCCGGAACUUUUGGAUUGUUGAAGAGCUGGUGUAGCUCAGACAGAACUGAAGUUCGCCUAUAGGCUCUGGAAAUGGUUUCAAUUGCUUCGAUGAAGUUUGUUUCAAAAUCCAUAUUGCGUGCCAUCAACAGUACGAGUCUUCUAAACUCUUUCUUCUCGUUGGUGUUUCUUGGUGCGGGAGAUUCAUGAUGUGAACGCCAAUUCUCCAAUGCAUUGAUAAGUAUCACCACCGAUGGGAUAUGUGCGUGGUCUGUAUCAUCCAAUGCAUCCCAAUUAAAGCUAUGAGCAUAUUCUAAUAACUCUGGCCAUGGCUUGUCGACUCUCAAGUCAUAUAGGUUAUUG
This is a messenger RNA of Yamadazyma tenuis ATCC 10573, 2904 nucleotides long. RefSeq names its product putative ATP-dependent RNA helicase (gene SPB4). NCBI's taxonomy places the organism in Eukaryota, Fungi, Ascomycota, Pichiomycetes, Serinales, Debaryomycetaceae. Gene Ontology annotation, cellular component: nucleolus. Gene Ontology annotation, molecular function: RNA helicase activity; ATP binding; nucleic acid binding. The record is from RefSeq and is a predicted model, not a curated record.